Messenger RNA from Caenorhabditis briggsae, 8409 nucleotides. Bases 1 to 8409 code for a protein of 2802 amino acids. Gene Ontology annotation, cellular component: membrane; cytosol. Gene Ontology annotation, molecular function: protein kinase binding. NCBI's taxonomy places the organism in Eukaryota, Metazoa, Nematoda, Chromadorea, Rhabditida, Rhabditidae. The record is from RefSeq and is a predicted model, not a curated record. The transcript has 31 exons. Gene Ontology annotation, biological process: intracellular protein localization.
AUGACGGACAAAAAGCAUGCAUUUUCCCUGACAGCAGAUCUCCUUUCGAAAAACGAUUUGGAUCACGAUGUGAUGUUUUUUGAGCCUUUCAAAAGUCACACAAUCAAAGAAGCCUCCAACAUUUUGAUAUCUGACUGUAAUAAAGAUGCAUCGAAACGCGACAUUUUCAAGUUCAAUGUGACAGAAUUGUUCAAAAAACGUUACGAAUUUCUAGGAAAUGCACAUCAUCAGAAAGUAAAACCCAAUACAGCGCUGUUAGAAAAAGUAAUAAUGGACGUUUUCAAUCACACUAAGAAGAAAUCGCUGCUGGACAUGCAAGCGAGGUAUCAUGGCUUGGUAAUAGAAGAAGAUAAAAAAGAGAAAGUAACAUGGACAUCGGAAGAUACAAAGAACAAUAGUUUUCAGCUCCUACCAGACAUCCCAUUUGUCAGGCGAUGGUAUCUGGAAUACCCACAUAUGGUUGAGCGAGAAUUAGUGGAAAUGGUGCAUGCAAGAUGUUAUGUAGUGCUACACAUCGCUAGCUAUGUUUUGGAGGAGCAUGAAAUGCAACAGAUUUUAGAUUCUGUUGCUGACCAGGUUCAUGAGAAAUCCGCCAGUCACAAACUGUUGGAGUAUGAGUUACUUUUGCUACGCCUUCUGAAGGUUGCUACUUCAUCUAACUGGCACCAUUGCCAGAGAGUUCUUUCGGAGUGCCAAGUUCCAUUUAAAAAUCUUGUAGAACAGUUCAAAAGUGAAGAGAGCAAGGGUGACUACUAUCCAGCUGUGGAGCUGCUUUUGAAAUGUUACUGGAUUGUUCUCUCGAAACUUUUAAUUGAUUAUAAGAACUUUGACUUGUCCAUUUUUGGAACUCUCGAUUCCAUCGAGUCCCCAACAGUUUUACAAUUUAUGAUCCAGUUCUGGGCAAAGUACCCAACUCCGUUACAGUCAUUGGACAAUAGAACAUUAUUCCACCAUAUGAUCAUUUAUUUUGUAUUGAACGCCGAUCACAAAAUUGACUGGGACUUGCUGAACUAUAUGAUUCAAAACCAAAGACUAUUCCAAACAGGAGUGGUCUCAAAAACGUUUGCAGUUUAUCAUGUUCUGAAAAACCCCGCAUCUAAUGUGGCGGAAUCUAUUCUCAAGUGUUCCAAUUCUUAUGAUUUUCUUGUGUUUACUAGGUGUGGAACCUCAAAAAAUGUGCCAGACUUCGAGGAACCGGUUCCAAUGGUUUCGAUAGAGCAAUUUGAAUACAUUUGGGAAAAAACCAUCAGCUAUGUUAUAAAACACCACAGAACGCUAGAGGAGAAAAUCGUAAAUCGAGCAAUAGUUACAAGUUUAGUGGAGCAAAUUUUGACAAAAUUGAAGACAACGGCUUAUCUUUCGGACGAGCUUUUGGUAGAAUGUCAUAGUCGCAAGUAUUAUCAAGCUCUUGGUGGAAUUGUGCAAAAAAGAGAGUUGGGAGCUAUCGAGAUGGACGUUGAUGAUGACGGCUUCAAGAUGAUUGUAAAUUUACAAGCAGAAUCGACCAAUCAUUUUGUGAAUUUGUCACCACAAGAAGCGGAUAGUUGUUUCAAAAAGAUCUUAGAGCUGUUGUUUGCGAUUCCCGAGUUUAAGAAUGCCAGAAUGCCCUAUGACGUCAUCAGCCUGUGCUUUCAAAAUUCUUGUCUUCAAAGGGAUAUUGAAUUGAGAAACUACAUUGCUGACAAAACUGUAUUUAUCCUCCAUGGCCUUGACAACUAUCAUGCUCUCAAUUAUUUCUUGUUGAGUCUUGUCAAAGUUCUCAAAUCUCACUCGUCUGAAGAUCUCAUGAAGAAGAAUUCCCAUAAAAAAGAUGUUUUAGUGAUUGGAAUCAAACAACUCAUGGAAAACAUUGAAGAAAAAAUAAAUCGAUUUGAAUAUCAAAAUGUUGAUGUGCUCGAUUCACACUAUAGUAAAUUCUUAACCAAACUUGAUUAUUACUGUCAAGCACAUCUGAUUUGCCUUUCGAUUUUGGUGUUUUGUGAUCAGACCCAUUGCUUCUCACCACUCCGUACAUGGUUUGAAGCAUUGAAUCGAAUUUCCAUAUUGAGUGAAAAACUGAAUAAGAGAGGAAUCUGGAACAGAGCUUAUAUUGAUUUAUUGAACCAACAAAUCUUCCGCAACUCCUCACCGUUCCCAUUGCCAUCUGGAAAACUUCUCGAGAUUAUAAGAGACCUUACUCCAUAUUUUGUGCUGAUCAACCGGGAAGUGCUUAGCCAGGCCGAUAUUGAAGUUUUGAUCUCCGAGAUUUGCAACCAAUCGGGUUUACAGCACUUGUUGCAAAAAAACAAGUACCCUGUUCUACACUCCAACAAUUUUCUAUCUCGGUAUUUAAUAGAACGAAUCAACAAUUCUAUUGAGCCUGGCUUACUUGUCUCUUACUUUGUUAACGACAUACUCAAAAAUCCCAACCAGUCCAGAGAAAAUUGCACUUUCCUAUUGGAGGCAUUCCGUCUGUCAUGGACUCAUCCGCCACAACACGAGGAUAUGGAGUAUUUAACCCAUGUAUCAGGAAACCAAAAGUUAUCUUUGAACGUCUAUUUCCAAUUCAAAUGCCGUGAAGAUUUUGAUGGUUCUGAAAAAAUUUCUAUUACUAUAGGAAACUUGAUUCUGAACAUGAGAUAUUUCUGUGAUUGUAAUGUUCUCAGGUGUCAGUAUACCACUAACAAUGGAGAUAAAAUUGUCGUUCUACUUGAAUCGCCAGCACAAGUUCACGCAGUAAUGAUGCAGUUUAGUAACAACGGAGAUGAAGUGAACAUUAUUGUAAGUUUUCAUGGUUUCUUUAACAUCGAGUACUAUCUCACUGGCCAUGGUACAGAAAAUAUCGCAAUCAAAUCGUUUUUUCAGACUCCACAGAAAACCCACCAACUCAAAAAUCGCAGAAACACAAGACUAAUUGACGAAAUCAAGAUAUCCAUCACUUCCUUACAUCAUUCGAUUCCGAUUAUUUUUCAAGGUGACCGGCAAUCAUUAUUUGACAUCAAGGAACUAGGAAUCACUUCCAAGAAUUUGGAAAGCUCUAGGCGUUUCACAUUAUCAACGAAAGGGCGAAAACUCAAUAUCGGUCAAAUGUUCCACUCUGUAAUGCCUAUCAACCAUGAUCAAACGUUGUCCUUGAGAAGUAAUCAGCUGGGAUUUGAAAACGUGUCUGAGCAAAUGAGAGCUUGCGGAGGUUAUGGCUUUCUUUUCCAUGUAAUUUCCAAAAAAUUGGUUGAAUCUGAAACACCGACCAGUUGUGAGAUCUACUGGGAACUUCUUCUGACCUAUCUCUACUCUCCGUAUCAACAAAAUGAAAAAUUCUCAAGAAGUGAAGCUCUCCAGAUGACUUCACUAUUACUCCGUAACACUAAAACAAGGGUUCCAGAACCCAUUUUUCAGGUAAGUGAUUUUGAUGAAUUCUUUUUUAAAAAAGUAAUAUUACAGAAAAUCUUCGAUAAGUGUAUGAUCACCAAUCAUGAAAUCAAGGAAGCUUUCUUUCUUAUAGAGUUGCUAUCUGAGCCAAAUUACUGGGAGAGUGAUUUGACGAUGUUCUACAGAUUGCUUACCAGGUUCAAGUCAUCAAAUCCUGGACCAAAUCUGGAAAAGUGUCUACCAUUGAUACUACAGAUUGUCGCCGGAAUCAUCAGGAAAGAUCUGGGCACCGACGAGGUUCAUGACAUUGUUACUGUUACUGUGGAAAUUUUCAAGGAGUGGUGUAGAGAGCCGCAUGCGGUUCGAACCACACAACUGGUCACUUUUAUGAUGGACUUGUUUGAUUUUGAGAGAAUUAGUCAGCAGAUCGAUAAAUUCCUGUGGGUCGAUGAUAAUGCUCUGGAAAUAGAGACUUCUCGUCAACCAAUUCUGAGUAUAAAUGGGGAUGAGUCGGAUGAUGAGAUCAUUAGAAGACGCAUCAAUAGAGAGUUGCUUCAACUUGAUCUACCGCUUGGCGAAAUUGACGAUGAUGAGCUGUUCAGAGUGAUGACACCAGUUGAACAACCAUUGGAUAAGGUGCUACGGAUGGUGUCAAGGAAUAGGGAUUAUAUGAUGAAAGGCCUUCUACAAAUCAUUCACCAGUCCUAUGUUCUUUGCCCGGACACUCAAUACUCAUGUUUUGAUUCUAUUACUGCCGAGAAAAUCUGCUAUCUUAUCGAGGUCAACAACAAUGGAAAGGUUCUAGGCGCUUUGAUUGAAAUGUACGAAGCAAUUAUCAAUCAUAAUGUUUACUCUGAUAAGAUCACAAAAAUUGUUCAACUCAACUUGUUACCAAUUCUCGCUCGUCAACUACGUGGGAAGCCGUUGGCUAUGCAAUCUGUCAAUGCUCUCUUUUCAAUCUUGCUCCGAGAGCAAGUCGACGUUUCCGCAGGACUCGAUAACGCGCAUCUCGAAACGUUUUAUCCGAAUUCAAUAUCUUGUCAAGCGGUGUACCCAUUGUUCACUAUAUUUGAGGAGUCUGCAGAUGAUGUGGAGAUAGCGGUAUUCACUCUCGUUUGCACAUCAUUAAAUAAGGUAGUCUACACUUUCAACAAUCAGCUUACUCAAGCAAUGACAGCAGCUGGAAUAGAUGAGCAUAUGGUGGCGAUUCUGGCAAAACUGUCAAAGUUAGGAGAUUUUAGAAUUCGGAACGAAAAACUCAAAGCUCUACUUGAUCCUUGGUUUGCUUUUGCCAUCAGUAUCAUCAGAAUUGGGGUCAACGGUCGCACAUCCGUGUUCGAAGGAGCAUCUCGGUUAAUCUCACAUCUCCUAUUGCUGUAUACCCAGGAAAAUGGAAAACUAUUAGAUAACCCUGAAAACGAAGCGCAAAGACUCAUCCGGGACAAUGUCUACUGGGCACUCUGUGUUUUACUACUUCAGCUUUUCAAGUUCCUUUUAGACAUUGCUCUAGCCGACUCGAACAAACAUCGAUCUGCUAGCAACUCGUCACUGCAUAUGAUGGGUUAUGAAGAAGAGCCAGAAGAAAUAGAAGCGACUCCGACGAAGCCAACAAAGUUCUGGGAUGAUAUUGCACAGAAAGUCAAGGAGAGUGUACUUGGUCCGAAUCACAAUUUGUUGAAAUGUCCAUAUAGGAAACAUAAGGAAUCUCCGUUGACUGCUGAGGAAAUGCGACACCGUAUUAAAGACGUAUUAACGUUGUGUCAAUUCUUCUUUAAACUCACGAAUCGAGUAGACUGUGAUGAGGAGGAUAACCUUUAUCGGAUAUUUUUCGAAGAAUUGUCAAAAUGGACACUUGAUGAGAAUUGGCCGAACUGUAUAUGGGUAACAGCUGAUAUGAUGUUCGUUACCAACGUGUUUGCUAGUUGUGUAACCUUUGUUAUGACGGAUAUUCAUCAGUAUGUCACUCCGUUUAAUAAAGUAUUCAUACGCCAGAAAACCUCCAGAAUGGAAAUCUUGCUUCACAAAAUUAUCCGUUCGUAUACUAAAAUCUCGACGGUGUUUGGAAAUGUUAUGGAUAUUGACCAAAUGAUCAGGCUGGCUAUGGAAAAUAUUACUCAACGGGAGGAUCACAAUUCCAAUCUUUUCAAUUUGGCAGUUCUCUUUUUGAAUAGUCCAAAUAGAGAUAAGUUGAAAGCAAACAUCGACUAUCCACAACUACGAACACCGGAUCUCAUUCAAAAAAUGACUGUGGAGAGUGAAAUUGCGUCUAGGUACUGGUUGGAUCAAAGGAACGACGUCAUUGCAAAAAUCAAUUGUAAAGGAAGACUUUUCGAGCCACAUUUCGAUGUGUUUGAAAUCAAUCAGUCUCUCGAACGAUUGCAGAAAACUUUGGCAGCUCCAAGGAACAUGAAAAGGGUUAAUGAGAUUUGUGAACUAAUGAAGAAGAUUGAAGAUAAUGAGCGCGUCUUCUCAAGAUUGUCACUUGUCAAAAACAACUACCACCCUAGAAAGAUAACAACUACACUAGGACCACGAGGAGAACGUAUGGUCACUGAUGCCACGGAUAUCAAGACCAAGAACAUGUUCAAUGGACCAGAUGACAUUAAACGGAUCAGCAUAUUCCCAGAUGUGUUCGAGAUUUUGUCACUAUCUUGGAUCAGGAAACCCAAUAUUUUUGCUCAACUGAGAAAUUCGUGUCUUCAUGGGAUUCUGAUAUCUAAUGGGACUCAAACAAAUCCAAUAUUUCAUGUACACCGCUCAGGAAUUACCGCAAUUCCCUGUGGGUCACACAUAGUCGAGAAGACCUAUCUCUUUGACGAUAUGACGAUGAUCUUCAGAAGACCUAUGAGACCCUGGGAUGCGCUAGAAGUUUCCUUUGAAAUUAUGAUGAACACCCAUGAGACACUUUUGAUAUUUUCGCAACAGCGGUUUGCAAAACUUCUUGAACAAUAUUCAUCAAAACUAAUAGCUACGGAGAAUCAUCUUCUGGCGUUUACGAAACGAUGGGAGGAGGGAAAAAUAUCCAACUUUGAGUACCUCACAAUGCUGAAUUUGUUCUCCGGGCGUACCAUUCAUGACAGUAGUAGCUAUCCAAUUUUUCCAAGGAUUUUGGCAAGAUUCGGAAACGAUAAAAUCGAUCUGGAGAAUAGAUUUCUGUAUCGGAAGCUGGACAGACCCGUUGCUGCCCAAGACGCGUUGUCGAUUGAGAAACAUCGUGAGCACUAUGCAGAGUUAAAGGAAAACGAGGAAGUGAGUCAUCUGACCCCUUACCAUUUUGGCUCAAUGUGCUCCAACCGUGGUGUUGUUUCAUUUUAUAACAUCCGCUUAUUGCCAUUUGGAGAGGAAGCUAUUGAAUUGCAAGAUGGAAGAUUCGACUUCCCGGAUCGCCUUUUUCAUAGCAUUGAGUCUGGCCUAGGUCUCGGAAAAAUUGAGUCUAGCAAUGACUACAAAGAGCUAGUGCCAGAGCUGUUCACAACAGUGGAAGUGUUGAGAAACGAAAAUGGAAACCAGUUUGGAGAAAGACAGAAUGGAGAGCCAGUUCAAGAUGUUGAGGUGCCGAAGUGGUGUCAUGUGCAUGGUGUUCCAAUUCAUGAGAACUUCAUUUAUUUGCACAGACAUGCAUUGGAAUCAGAACAUGUUCAAUCAACGUUACACCACUGGAUAGACUUGGUAUUUGGGUUCAAGUCUAGAGGGAAAUCUGCGCAUGAGGCAAUUAACGUUUAUCAUCCAGCUGUCUACCCGGGAAAUUCCCCACCACCUGGUUUCGACAGAGUUAUGACAAACGCCUACGAAGCUAACCAGAAAACCCUGGGCACUGCACCUCUUCAACUCUUCACACAACCUCAUCCGAAACGAGAAGUCGUCCAGCACAGACAUGGUUCUGUACGAAACAUGCAUGGCCUAGCAUUUGGAAAAGAGCUGACAGUGGGGCAGUAUGAUAUGGGAGAAUACACAAUUGACAGACAAACUACUCAAAGGGUUUGGAGGAGGAUGAAAAUCUUGAAAUCCAGAAUCUUCAAUAAGAGCAACGCGUCAGAUUAUGACAGUGUGCAGUUGUUCAAGAGGAACAAGGACAAAAAAGAUCGAGAAGCCACCGAGAUGAAUUAUAGAACUAUGGGUUCAACGUUAACCAUUUCUGACGACUCAUCAGAGUGUACCAAGGAGCAUAACAAGAAGAUUCUCGAGAUGUCUGUGGAGGACAACUAUGUGGCUUGUUUGGUCCAAGAGGGACCGAUUGAAGUCUACAGGGUUGUGAACAAAAAACAACCAAAAUCUAGAAACACUGUGGAUCUGAUGUUGAGAAGUGAUAGCAAAUCGUUUUCAAUUGAAUACUACGGUACAAUCCCUGUUCAAGAAGGGCACUACACGUCUGUCGAGAUUUGUGCAUCGUUUUCGACAAUUUUCACUGUCCAUACAAUCCAUAAAAAGUCUGUGGUUUCUGUGUGGAACUUGCAUACUCAUCAUAUUCGAGCUUGCUGUACUAUCGAUGCUCUGGUGGAUACCUGUGGGGUGUUGAAGAAUUUGGGUGAGCUGAUAGUGGUGGAGAAAUGGAAUGGAGAGCAGAUAAGAUAUGAGAAGCAAUGGAGGACUAAAGAAAGAGUGACCAAGAAGAAGAAGUAUUUCGGGAAGUUUCCAAAAGUCACAACUGAGCAGAUACUUGCGAAAAUCAGUAUCACUUUCAAACAGUUAGUUCCUCAAAAACCUUUUUUUCAGGUUAAUGCUAAACCUCUCAUCUCGAAAUACACCGAAAACAAUUUGUUCAUACAUGAUGGAGUCCUCUCGAUUGCACCAGAUCCUGGAAUGGGCAUUCAAACUUUGGCUAUGAUACGGAGCGACCAUUCGAUUGUCUUAAUCGAGACCAUUGGCUUAACUGUAAUGAGAGUUUUGGAAGUGGAGAACAGAAUGGAUUUCUGUUUAAGAGAGUUGCGAUAUCUGGAAGACAACUCGCUAAUUGCAAUUUUCAAGGAAAAUCGGUCAUUGCGAAAAAAGAACAAGGAGCUGUAUAAGAAUUUGGGAUGUGCUCCUCCGACUAAGACUUGGCGUUUUAGAGUGAAAGCUUAG